GUGCGCAGUUUAUUCUUCGUCAUCUUUAGAAGACACAAAACAGUAGAAACUAAGAGAGGAAAUGAAGGCCCUAAUGUCAUUACGUCAGCAGAAUUCAAUAGCGUAUUGUGUUAAGGAGAAAAAACCAUGUAUUGGUUGGGUGAACAGGUAUUUUAAGGAUUGCCUUUGCAACCUAAGUGAUGAGUUCUCCUUUGCUUUUGGUCUUGUCAGCCUCUCCUGUUGGGCUGUCGCUGAAAUCCCACAAAUCAUCACCAACUUCAGAACUAAAUCCAGCCAUGGCGUUUCACUUCUUUUCCUUCUUGGUUGGGUUGGCGGUGAUAUAUUCAAUCUAGCAGGUUGCCUUCUUGAGCCUGCAACGUUGCCGACCCAACUGUACACAGCUGUGCUCUACACAACAACUACUAUAAUACUAGUGCUGCAAAGCUUGUACUAUGAUUAUUUCUAUAGGUGCUGGAAACAGAGAGAUGAUGACUCUGGUCAAGAGGUUGAAGAAGUGAAGAAGCCUUUGAGACCACAAAAACCAACAGAUUCAGGGAUUCCAAUACCCAAAGGCAUAGGAGUAUCUGCUUCACGCCGCAUGGACUUCUAUUUCACGUCUGCGAGAUCAUUGGCCGGCAGUGCAACCCCGCCAUUUAGGUCCAAUCUAAGGCCUAUUGCAAGUGGACCGUCAGCAGUGGGGCUUAACCACAAUUACUCUUCAGAUGAGGACACAGUUGAUGCACCACUAAAUAUUUCCGUUAGCCAACCCAAGCCUAUCCCACGAUCUGCAGGUUAUGGAGCGUUCUUAGCCACAUCGUCGGGAAUGCCUCAUCAGACAAAGGCUUUAAUUGUUGGGUUUGGUGGAAGAAAACUAUUACAAGAGCACGGGACGGAACACAGUGCGCUUGGCCAAGUUUUGGGGUGGAUGAUGGCUGCUGUUUAUAUGGGUGGCCGGCUACCUCAAAUUUGGUUAAACAUUAAACGAGGGAAUGUCGAGGGUUUAAAUCCUCUCAUGUUCGUCUUUGCACUCAUCGCCAAUGUCACUUACGUAGGGAGUAUACUACUUAGGUCAACAGAAUGGAGUAAGAUUAAGGCCAAUAUGCCUUGGUUGUUGGAUGCUGUUGUCUGCGUUGUGCUAGAUUUAUUUAUCAUAUUACAAUAUGUGUACUACAAAUACUUCCGAAAGCAGUCCUCCACUUCCAAUGGCAGAGAUUAUGAGGGAGCCUACAAAGAAGCGAAUAAAUAUUGAAGGAAAAUUACAAACACCGUGAGUUGCUGCUCUAUUAUAUAGAUGUGAAGUUGUGGAACCAAAUCUCUAAAAUACCGAAGACGUUUGCGGCUAUUUCUCCUUCUAA
Molecule: messenger RNA, 1334 nt
Organism: Nicotiana tabacum (common tobacco)
Lineage: Eukaryota; Viridiplantae; Streptophyta; Magnoliopsida; Solanales; Solanaceae
Product: vacuolar lysine transporter YPQ1
Cellular component (GO): membrane
Source: RefSeq, a predicted model, not a curated record